AUGAGGGGGUUCAGUGCUGGAAGCACCACCAAGUACAGAACUGACACCACCAGAUGUAACAAUGGGGAGGGGGUGAAGCAGGGCUUCAGAAAGAACCACAAGGAAAAGCCACAGAGAUCCCACAGGAGGAAGGGCAGCAAAUGCAGAUUGCGGGGAUCUGAGGAGGAAAGACGCAGCCUGGGCCGGGCAGGUGGCCGGAGAUCGAGCCAGAGCUCAGACCUGGUGGUCAAUAAGUGGCUUCAUGAUGCAGAGAAACCCCACAAGCGCUCAGAGUGUGGGAAGAGCUUCAGAAGGAGGUACAGCCUGAUCUGCCACCAGAUUCAGACCAUCUACACCCUGACCCGUCACCAGGUGACCCACACCAGAGAGCGGCCCCACAAGUGUGAUCAAUGCGGGAAGAGGUUUCAGCUCACCUCCGCUCUCCUCGUGCACCAGCGCACGCACACAGACGAGAAGCCCUUCCGCUGCCCUGACUGCGGGAAGGGCUUCAGGGAAAAACUUCACCUCAUCUGCCACCAGAGGACCCACACAGGCGAGAGGCCCUACAAGUGUGAGGAGUGUGGGAAGAGCUUUAGGCAGGACACCAACCUGAUCUGCCACCAGAACAUCCACACUGGGAAAAGGCCGUACAAAUGUGGAGAGUGUGGGAAGGGCUUCAGCCAGCGUGCCAACCUGAUCUCCCACCAAAAGAUCCACACUGGGGAGAGGCCCUACGAGUGUUCUGAGUGUGGGAAGAGGUUUCCCACCCGCACCGCUCUCCACAUCCACUACCGUUCACACACGGAGGAGAGGCCUUUCCACUGCUCUGACUGCGGGAAGAGCUUCAGGCACAACUCCAGCCUCAUCAUCCAUCGGCGCAUCCACACCAGGGAGAGGCCGUACAAGUGUGAGGAGUGUGGGAAGAGCUUCUCCCACGGCUCAGCCUUCACCAAACACCAACAGAGGCACCAGUAAGGGAAGCCCUGUGAGUGCCCCGAGUGCGGGAAGAGCUUCAUGCGCUGCUCCAACUCCAUCCCCACUGCAGGACCCACGUUGGGCAGAGCCCUGGUG
Messenger RNA from Ficedula albicollis (Collared flycatcher), 1050 nucleotides. Its product is annotated as zinc finger protein 239-like. The record is from RefSeq and is a predicted model, not a curated record. Gene Ontology annotation, molecular function: DNA-binding transcription repressor activity, RNA polymerase II-specific. Gene Ontology annotation, biological process: negative regulation of transcription by RNA polymerase II. Lineage: Eukaryota; Metazoa; Chordata; Aves; Passeriformes; Muscicapidae. The transcript has 3 exons. The coding region runs from base 1 to 954 and encodes 317 amino acids.